Molecule: messenger RNA, 538 nt
Organism: Hibiscus syriacus
Lineage: Eukaryota; Viridiplantae; Streptophyta; Magnoliopsida; Malvales; Malvaceae
Exons: 1
Coding region: 89-385 (98 amino acids)
Source: RefSeq, a predicted model, not a curated record
UUCUUUCAUAUGUACUCUCUCCAACAACUCAAAGAUCUCCCUCUCAUCUUUCUCUUAUUUUUCUGAAUUUUUCUCUCCAAUUCCAUCUAUGGGUCCGAUCGUUUUGACUCAGAUGGCAACCGGUUUGGGCGUGUUGGCCGGAGCCGUGAUUGUCAAAUCGGUUAUGGACCAGAAACCCAUGGCCGGACCGUUUCAGAGAUGCGCCACUUGCAACGGCACGGGACUCGUUUCGUGUAUUUGUUCUCGCUGGUCGGAUGGCGAUGUCGGCUGUAGGACUUGCUCGGGAUCGGGUCGAAGGGCUUGCAGCAGUUGCGGUGGAUCAGGUACGGGCCGCCCUAUUCCGGCCCAAUUAUCUGUCCGUCAACCGACGAACCGAAGCUCCUGAUAUCGAGAUUCCGGCUCUCCUUACUAUAAUUUUACAUAAUUUUCUUUUUAGAAAUUUAAUUAUGUCAUAUAAUGGUGAUGGGAAUGUUGUGAACUCAUAAUCUUGUAUUAAAAUGACUUCUUAUAACAGUUUACAAAGUAAAACUUUAGCUUA